This is a messenger RNA of Acanthaster planci (crown-of-thorns starfish), 3769 nucleotides long. It is a transcript of the gene rcc2, whose product is annotated as regulator of chromosome condensation 2. NCBI's taxonomy places the organism in Eukaryota, Metazoa, Echinodermata, Asteroidea, Valvatida, Acanthasteridae. Gene Ontology annotation, molecular function: small GTPase binding. The record is from RefSeq and is a predicted model, not a curated record. Gene Ontology annotation, biological process: negative regulation of GTPase activity. Gene Ontology annotation, cellular component: membrane.
UUUAAUAUGCAAAUUUUAGUAGAGGUAGACUUUUUCCCGGCAGUUUUCUUUGUGCGCGUAGCAUCACAGACGGGCUUCUAUUUCCCAGUAAAUUUGGCGAUUCCCCUAAACUCAGCAUGCCGAGAGCGAAGAAGCGUUUUCCCGGGGAGACUAGAGAUGCCGCUGGACAGAAGAAGAAGUCGAGAGGGGCCGGUGCGGACGGCGGGGUGUCCCGAGCAGGGAGCGACUCGGGCAUGGAAAAAAUCAAACUGAAAGCGCCACCAUUCCUUGGGGAGCUUCUCUUCAGCGGGGGAACCAACUGGGACUUGGUGGGUCGGUCCCGACUUCCUAAGUCAAGUGCUGGCAAGCAGCUGAUUGGUGGACGCAACCUGUGGGGUCCCCAUCGCAUGGCCGUCCUGUCGGGCAUCAAGGUUCGAAGUGUCAUCUCCGGUCCUACGGCUUGCCACAGCAUCAUCAUCACCGAGGCCGGCAAGGCCAUGAGCUGGGGUCGUGGGGACAAAGGCCAGCUGGGUCACGGAGACCUGAACAGGUGCGAAGCCCCCAAGCUGAUUGAGGGACUCAAGGAGUUCACCAUUGUCAACGCAGCGUGCGGCCGGAACCACACCAUGUGUCUGACAGAGGAGGGCGUGGUGUACGCUUUUGGGGACAACAAACUCGGGCAGCUGGGCAUCGGUCAUCAGAACACCCCGAUUCCCACCCCCAACAGGCUGAUGUACUCGGGCCGCCCCAUUGUCAAGGUGGCGUGCGGGGGCGAGUUCACCAUGAUCCUAGACUACAAGGGCACCCUGCAUUCCUUCGGCUGUCCAGAGUACAGCCAACUGGGUCACAACACCAACGGACAGUACUUUGUCACCUCCAACAAAACCUCAUUUGACUGCGUCCUGACACCCCGACGUAUCGGUGGCUACAUUGAGAAGAACCGUGACGGCAUCAAGUUCCUGGACAACAUCGUCAUCAAAGACGUGGCAUGCGGGGCUAACCACACAGUUGCGCUGGACAUGCAGGGGCGAGUCUUCACCUGGGGCUUUGGGGGUUACGGCCGCCUGGGUCAUAGCGAGCCACGCGACGAGCCCAUCCCGCGCUUCCUCAAGACCUUUGACCCCUCCAGCAACAGAGCGGCCAAGAUGAUCAAUGCUGGGACUUGCUACUCCAUGGCCAAGACGGACCACGAGCAGCUGUUUUUCUGGGGCCAGACUAAGUCAACGGGAGAGGCCACCAUGUAUCCGAAGACUGUACAGGACCUGUCGGGAUGGAAGGUGCGGGGAAUCGGUUGCAGCAACCACUCCAUCGUUCUGAUCGCAGACGACAGCAUCAUCAGCUGGGGGCCCUCGCCCACGUUUGGGGAGCUGUGCUAUGGUGAGAACGGCCCCCGCUCCUCCUGCCAGGCCAAGGAGGUCAAGCCCCUGGAGAACAUCCACAUCCACGCCCUGACCUGUGGCCUGGGUCACACCCUCCUGAUCGCCAAGAACGACACGGUGGAGGACCGACGGAAGCUGCGGGCCAUGCCCCUCUUCAAUCCCACGGGGGUGCCAGUGAAUGAGUCUCCCCUCGAAGAAGAAGAAGACGACGAGGAGGAGGAAGAAGUGCAGAAACUAGAGGAGAUCAAGUCAGAAGUUGGGAACGGAGCACAAGACACUGACACCGAGAUGAAAGAAGCCAAGAUGGAGACGGUUGCCGGGCAAAAAGAUGAAACCCUUGCUAAGGAUGCAGUUGUCCCGAAUGUACCUGAGAAAACUGGCACCACUGAGAGAGAAGCCGAAGUCCCCGAGAAGAACGGAGAGGAUGAAAAGACUGCCAUGAAGGAUGCGGACGCCGAGAUGAAAGAAGCAGAGAUGGAGACGGUUGCCGGGCAAAAAGAGGAAGCCCUUGCAAAGGAUGCGGUAGCCCCGAAUGCACCCGAGGAAACCGGCACCACUGCGAGAGAAGCCGAAGUCGCCGAGAAGAACGGAGAGGACGAAAAGACUGCCACCAAGGACGGGGAGGGAAACUGCCCUUGCGAGAGCGAGGGGAUGGAGACAGGGGAGAUCGCAGCGAGAAGGUGGGCAAGAAUCAGCAGUAUUACCUCCGGCCCCGGCCACGCCCGCCUCGUCUUAAGCAGAUGAGCUGCAUCAGCUCGUCCUCACACGGCGGAGGGAGGAAAAAUAAAUCCACUUCACAGUGACAUGCGGCGGUCGAUGUUUACAGGUUUGACAAAAUGUUUCUUGCCAGCAGGUGAUAUCGUUGUAUACCAGUUUUUUUUUUCCUUCGGAGGUAUUGUUUAGCUGGACUAACCACUCCUCUCUCAGAUACAUCAUCCCAUCAUUUGUGAUGAAUUACUUUUGUUUGGGUAGCCUUAUACAAUUCAUCUCUGUAUUCAAUUUGUAAUCAUUAGACAGAUGAUCAAUCUAACCAUCAGAUCCUACCAAUUAAUCGAUCAGAAAAACUCAAGUAGAUAUCGACUGUCUUCAAGUAUCACUUUUCUUCCACUGGGCUCAGCAACAGUCGAAACAGUUACUAAAUCCAUUGCAUGAUCGUCGUCCAUACCACGAACUGACACUGAAUUGUAAGUGGGUGUCGAUUUGUGAAAACUACGCUAUCGACAACUAGAGUUUCACGAACCAGCACCGAGUGGUGCGCCGCGCAUCCAUCCACACCUACUGCCUUACCCCAAAAAGUUUCAUUAGAAUUUGUUUUAGCCGCUGGAAUUAAGAUCGGUAUCAUUUCGCGAAAACCGAAAUGCACGCUUGAAAUGCCGCACUGUGCUGGGUGCCAGUUCAUGAAAACAAAAGUAGCUCAGUUCUCUAAAGUGUCAGUUUGUGGUGUCGGUGAGGUAUUGAUUAUUCACUUGAUUAGCUAACGAAAAAUGUCGACUGCUAAUCAGUCCAUCAAGAAGAUUUCAUCUCAUUUCAUUUCAAUCAUCUUGAAUUGAUCAGUUAAUUUUGGAAAGUUCUCGAUCAGUACGUGAUUGCGCACUCAAAACAUUACCAGUUUCUGCAUUUGGUCAAUUAUCUUAAUCAGUUAAGCAUCUCAUCGAUCAUCAAUCCAGAUAUAAGACCUAGUCAUUUUGUCAGCCAAGUAGUUGGUACUCUUGAUCAGCCAACGAAUGAAGAAAUAGACACGUUUUUUAGCAACUCUUUUGUGGGUGGAAAAAUUUUGUUCGCUUGACACAUCUCUAGCUGCACACAGUACAACUCAGAGAACACAGUUUUCCCUAAAUUGACAUCACCUUAGGCAGUCGCUGCUGAAGAUAAUGGAUCAGUUGCUCUUAAAAGCAAACCGGUUUUCAAGCAGGAUUGCUUUUUGGGCUGAUGGUUGUUGCAAACUCUGAUAUUUGGGUUGAAAAUAUCUUUGAAAAAAAAAAAAAAACGACCAAAUUUGUUUUGUUGCUCAAAAGCAUUCGUCAGAGCAGUACAGAUAGCAUUUCGGGUCAACUCGCAGGAAUGUGUACAUGUACAACUCAAUGCAAAUCUCAGCCGGUCCCCUGCCACCAAUGUGCCGACAUAGCCUACACUCUUACAGGGAACCAGUGACUCUGCACUGGACAUCAACGUUAGUUCCAGUCAAUGCACUCUGUCUCUGUUUUAUACGUCCGUUAGCCUGACGCUCUGCGAAGCUUAGAGACGGGUCCGCGUAAGUGUGAUAUGACUACAGUUCAGGGAAUCCCUUCCGUUCAAACCGGAACCGCAACAUGGGACCAAUUGAUUGUUACCAAUCAAAGAAUGUACAAAGAGACUAAAAGCAUUUUGUAUUUAAAUAUUUAAUGUUGUCUUAAAAGUUUGAAAAGUACAGA